AUGAUGCUGACAGUGGUCAGAAUUUGUAUGAUUGCUCAUGUAACUGCCAGAAAAAUGCCAACCCUUCACCGACAUGAAGAAGAGAAAUUCUUCAUAAAUGCUGAAGGCAGGAAAGAAUCUGUACCAAGUAUACAUGAUCCCCCUACAAAGGAACUCUCUGUUGUUGUGCCUUCAUACAAUGAGGAAGACCGGUUACCUCUUAUGAUGGAUGAAGCUUUGGAUUAUCUAGAAAAAAGACAGAAACGAGAUCCUUCAUUCACUUAUGAAGUAAUAGUCGUCGAUGAUGGUAGUAAAGAUCAAACUACAAAGGUUGCAAUGAAGUACUGCAAGAAAUAUGGAAGCGACAAAGUGCGAGUGCUUUCUUUGGUAAAAAAUCGAGGGAAAGGAGGAGCAGUCAGGAUGGGUGUCUUUAGUUCUCGGGGGAAAAAAAUUCUUAUGGCUGAUGCAGAUGGAGCUACAAAAUUUGCAGAUAUUGAAAAAGUAGAAGAAGGUCUAAAAAAUCUUCAGCCGUGGCCUAACCAGAUGGCUAUUUCCUGUGGUUCUCGAGCUCAUCUGGAGAAGGACUCAAUAGCAAAGCGCUCUUACUUUCGAACUCUUCUUAUGUAUGGGUUCCACUUCCUUGUAUGGUUUCUCUGUGUCAAAGAGAUCAGGGACACGCAGUGCGGAUUUAAACUUUUAACCAGAGAAGCUGCCUUGCGGACCUUCUCAACUCUCCACAUAGAACGCUGGGCGUUUGAUGUGGAACUUCUUUAUAUAGCUCAGCGCUUGAGAAUACCUAUAGCAGAAGUUGCUGUCAACUGGACUGAAAUUGAAGGUUCUAAGUUAGUUCCCUUUUGGAGCUGGCUGCAGAUGGGCAGGGAUCUUCUUUUUAUACGACUGCGAUAUAUGACUGGUGCCUGGCAGCUUGAAACAAGAAAAUGUAAUUAGGUUAUUUACAUUUUCCAAAUAUAUUAUUAUACUUAAUGGAACAUGAGAACAGUUUCAAUCAAGUGAAGUGGUGAUGAAAGCUGAGGUAAUUCUUCAUUGCUCCUGUUGUAUGUUUCAUUUUUGCAGCAUGUAUGUGUUUUAUAAGGUUGUCAGCAGGGAAUUUGUACAAUGUUUUGAAAAGAGGAAGCAUUUCCAAAAAGAUUUUCUUGUCUGUUAAUCAGGUUUUUAUUUUAUUAAAUAGUAGCUUUAACAUGUCUUAUAAAUUCACUCAAAUAUAUCUGCUUUUGUCUCAUCAUACAUUUGGAAUUUCCUUAUACAUAUUAAGAAGAGGCAUUCUUCUGCAUUGUGCAAUAUUGUGUUGUGAAUGACCACAACUGUUCGUUUCUAUAGUAUGUGGAAAUAUAUGGCCAUAUUGCAACUUGGAAUUAUCAAUCAUGGUUCAUGCUGAUGCAUAUUUAGAUUCAAUGUUAUGGGAAACAUCAAUGGGUUUUACUGAGUUAUGACAGUUAUGUUCAUAAAGCUGUUCUAAGAACUUUCAGUAGUCUCUUGACAUUCCAAAUGGUUUUGUCUGAAGCUGAAAUAGUUUGUCUGAGAUCAAACUGCAGAUCGUCUCCAGACUGUAGAAGGUCCAAGAGAAAGCACAUUUCAUUUGAAAAUGUUGGUUUUUAUAAAUAUGUUUUGUUCAUAUGUACUAAUUAAUACUGCAUGCUCAAGGCUGGGAGUCCUUGGCAUCUACAAAUCUGUAGUGAAAAGGGUAUGGAAAGCUAAUUCAGAGCAUACAAAAAUGAGACCCAAUGUACACUGGGGGCCUGUGCAUUAGCAAUGCCAGUUUGAAGUUCUCAUGCUUCAAACGAGAUCAGAGAGGGAGAGAGGGGUCUUGAGUCUUUCUUAGUAAUGUCGUACCCUGUAACAGUGCACAAGUUUCAAUAGUGCUUUCAAAAGAGUUGUGCAUUGCCAACAAACGAAGCCAAUCUUUCUUUCAGAAACGUACAAAUUUGAACAGGUUUAAAGAAUGAACGAUACAUGGUUGUACUUUCACAUAUGAUUUCACUGGUGAUUUUUCUAAUUCCUUCUGCAAUAUUGAGUUGAGUUUUGCUUCUGUUAGGAUUACCUCAGUUUUCUAUAAAUUGAAGUGUUGGAAUAAAUUCUCAAAAAGUAUCUUCACUUU
Gymnogyps californianus (California condor) is the source of this 2095-nucleotide messenger RNA. It is a transcript of the gene ALG5, whose product is annotated as ALG5 dolichyl-phosphate beta-glucosyltransferase. Bases 1 to 927 code for a protein of 308 amino acids. The record is from RefSeq and is a predicted model, not a curated record. Gene Ontology annotation, cellular component: endoplasmic reticulum membrane. The transcript has 10 exons. Lineage: Eukaryota; Metazoa; Chordata; Aves; Accipitriformes; Cathartidae.